Molecule: messenger RNA, 2708 nt
Organism: Amphiprion ocellaris (clown anemonefish)
Lineage: Eukaryota; Metazoa; Chordata; Actinopteri; Pomacentridae
Gene: qpctla
Product: glutaminyl-peptide cyclotransferase-like a
Exons: 7
Coding region: 517-1494 (325 amino acids)
Molecular function (GO): glutaminyl-peptide cyclotransferase activity; zinc ion binding
Source: RefSeq, a predicted model, not a curated record
CAAAGAAGUAUCGCCAUUAGAUUACUACAGAGAUGUCCCGUGAUGCGAACACGAAACGUUUCUACCGUUUUUUGCUGGACCUCUGCAUCGGGAGAGUUAUGAAAACUUUGCUACAAGGCCGAUUUAAUGUAGUUUUUUCUCAAUAGUAGCUGCUUGUGUAGUUUAACGCAGCAGUGAAGAGUUGCCAGUUGCUAAACGACAGAAGCUACGGAGACGGGAUGAAGCAGUUUGUGUCUAAAUUCGGACUAAACCUCGAUUAACUUAACAGAAACGGCACGAAAAGUCAGUCAUGUUUUCAAACCGCCGGGCUGUCAGAGUCGCACAGGGGACUGGGGCCAGAAAACAGCGAGUUUCAGAAGCUAACGAUGGCUUGUUGUGUUGAGGGAGGCUGUUGCAGAUGUAACCGCCGAGCUGCUUCCCCCGGCGUCGCCUCUCUUCCUGUGUUUACUCCCUCCUACGGUUUGGACACGUAGCCGUUAAACCGACAGACCGCAGACAGACGCCGCUUCUUCAGACAUGUCCAGGUCCAGUCGGCGGUACAAGCCUCUGCAGCAGAGCAACGGCGGCGGCUCCUUCCCCGGCUGUGACCGGGUGCGGUUGCCUCGGGCACGGGUCCUGCUGCUGUGUCUGCUCGGUGUCCUGGUGCUGGCGGUGGUGCUGGGGGUCUACCUGUCCAACGACACCGCCGGGAGACAAGUGAGCCACCUGCCAGCCGCAGAUCUGACCAGAGACAGGCUGUCCCACAAACCCAGUAAAUGCUCCCCAGCUCAAAUCCGCCGUCUGGCCUCUCAGGUGGAUGGGACUCGCCUGUGGGAGACUCACCUGCGGCCCAUCCUAAUAGAGAGGCUCCCAGGGACACAAGGCAGCCUGGCUGUACAGCAGCACAUCACCUCCACCCUGUCCUCACUGUCUGCCGACUGGUCCAUAGACCUGGACUCCUUCCAGUCUCCAACUCCUCGUGGUCAGGUCACCUUCACCAACAUCGUAGCCACUCUGGACCCUAUGGCCCCUCGGAGGCUGCUCCUGGCCUGCCACUAUGACUCCAAGGUCCUGCCUGCAGACCCCCGGGCUCCAGAGAAGGUGUUUCUGGGGGCCAGUGACUCAGCAGUGCCCUGUGCUAUGAUCCUGGAGCUCGCCACCUCUCUGGAUGCUCAGCUUAGGACGUUCAAACAGCAGAGACUCCCAGUAUCUCUUCAGCUUGUGUUUUUUGACGGCGAGGAGUCGUUUGAGGAAUGGACCGCUACAGACUCACUUUACGGUUCUCGACACCUGGCCGAACGCAUGGCUAACACGCCUCAUCCUGCAGCCUCCUCACACGCCACCAUGCUGCAUGCCGUGGACCUCUUUGUGCUGCUUGACCUGCUCGGUGGUCCAGAUCCUCUGAUUGCGAAUCACUUUGAUAACACGGCACGCUGGUUUGACCGCCUGAUUGCUGCAGAGAAGAGGCUCCAUCGACAGGGCCUCCUGACGUCGCACCCCUCAGAGCAGACGUAGUUUAGGAAGGAUGUGUACCUCGGACCUGUGCAGGACGACCACAUCCCCUUCCUUCACAAAGGCGUUCCUGUGCUACAUGUCAUCGCCACUCCCUUCCCGCAGUUCUGGCAUACACUGGACGACACCGAGGAGAACAUGCACCGACCGACUGUAGAGAACCUGACUAAGAUUAUGGCUGUAUUUCUGGCUGAAUACCUGGGCUUCUGAACGAUAGAACACAAUUAUCUGGGCUGAAGGUCUGUACAGAAUUAAUGACAAAUAACCAGGUGCACAAGAGAAGACUGGUGAAAUGACUAGACUGAACUGGAAUACCAGCUGAGCUUUACCAAAGACUCGUCCCUGCUGGACUGUCUUUGUUUUCAUGUGAUGGAGGAGUUGGACAGUCUGCCUAAAGGACAUAUGAAGUGGACUCUCAUUUACGAUGUUGGUACGAGCGAAUGAGGAGCAGCUGUAAAAUGUCUGUGACGUUAAAAGCACUCUAUAUUAAUAUUUUUGUUUUGUUCCUGUGAAAAAGAAAAGCCUUAUUAGCCUUACCGAUAGUUUUCCCUGUUAAUAUGACGGCAAUGCACUUUGUCUUAAAGACAGACUUGUAAUCAUCUGAGCUGCUGUGAACUCUGUUCAGGCAGUGAUGAUGGUGAAUGACAGCUAGUUCAUAUCUGUGAAUUAUUUCUCCUGGUUAUACCUUCACAUCAGUGAAGAUCCUCUUGGCCUCGGCUGUUAACAAGCGCUAGCUACAUAAACUAACAUCAUAAUGAUGUUAUUGGAAGUCCAACAAAUGUUCUUUUCACACCACAUUAGACAUGUAAUCAAGUCUGUCGUGAAGUUCAAAUUAUUUUAUUCAGUUUCGGGGAAGUUAUAAAUACUGAAAAAUGCUGUUACUUGAUAAAUCCUGUAGCUUCUGCACUCAGUACAUGUAACAUUUUACCAGCAUCGUCUCGUCUCAUCUUCCCUUUAACAAGCUGAAAAACCUGAUUGUUCUAAAUGUUUUGGUGCCGCGUGUGAACAGUGUGGAGGUCCACCGCAGGGCUUUACGGCACCUCUGUGACUGGAAAUGUUGAAUUUAAUCCAGCCAUAUGAUGCUUACUUUUAAUGUCUGUCUUGUACGGUGUUCUGUGUAUAUUUAAGUCAUGGUACGGUGUCUGCUAAGUCAUGUUUUGGUAAUAAACAUGAGAAAAUAGACUUUACAUUAAAGAAGGAGAAAAAUGAUGCAUCAA